AUGCCGCUGAAAUUGCUGAAAAAACGACGUUCGGGUAGGUUUUUGGGGUUUCAGAGGGUGAAAAAGGGACCCGAACGGGCCUGGAGAGCUCCCAAGGGCUUCAGAGACUCCUAGAGGGCUUUAGAGACUCUAAAUAACAUCACCUAACCUAAAUUCAUUUCCAGGACGUGUCCGAACAUCUUCCAACCCUCAAAUGGGCGCCUGCUUCUCAGGCUUCAAAGAGGACCGGCCCAAAAAUGGAAACAAGGUAAUCCUAAGCCCCCCUAACAAGCCCCCUAAGCCUAUUUUUUUUCCAGAUAAUUCGAGUUGAGCAAGGUUUGCUCGAAGGAACUUUCCUCGAAACCAGUGAAGGCUACAAAUGCGACGUAUUUUUGGGCAUUCCGUACGCAAGUCCACCUUGCGGACCCCUCCGCUUUCAAAAACCGCAACCACCGCAAAGAUGGAGUGACGUGCGGAAAUGCGGAAAGUUUCCGAAUCGUAGUAUUCACAAGGAAAUGCCGUGGGAUAAGGCGUUGGCUUCGGCGCCGCAAAGCGAGGAUUGCUUGUAUUUGAAUGUGCAUGCGCCGCAGAUCAGGGAGGAUAAGGUGAGGCGAAAGUGCGCUCUAGCGAACGUAGGGUGUUUGGAGAGAAUAUUUGAAUAUUCAAAUGUGAUGGGGGAAAGUCUAAUGAGAAUCUAGCUCUGGGUGAAAAUUUCAAUAAGAUGUGCGCACUGAAAUUCAAAUAUUCUUCAAAAAUAGCAAAUGUGCUCCAAAGCCAAUCUAGCUAUUCAACCAAAAAUUCAAAAAAUUCCAGAAAUACCCAGUGCUGUUCUACAUCCACGGCGGUGGUUUCAUGAUGGAUUCAGCCGAACGAUACACCGCCAAAAACAUCUGUCGCCUUCUCGUCUCCAAGGACAUCAUCGUCGUCACCAUCCACUACCGGCUCGGAUAUCUAGGCUUCCUCUCAACCGGCGACGAUCUUUGUCCAGGCAACUUCGGACUUUGGGACAUGUUGGAGGCUCUGAAGUGGACCCACAAGAACAUCGCUAGCUUCGGCGGCGAUGCGGAAAACAUCACGCUCUCCGGACAAUCGGCGGGUGGCGCAUCGGCCGACUUGCUCUCCUAUUCUCCACUGGCCGCCGGGCUUUUCAAGCGGAAAAUUGUGAUGGGCGGAAAUUUGUAUUGUCAUUGGGCGGUACAGAAGAAGUCCGCAGUUCGCGAAUAUUGUCGUGACAAGGCUGUGAGAUUAGGCUGGAAGCCAAGAGCCGAAGGUUAUGCUGAUCAGAGGGAUGAGAGUCAAGAGAUGUUGGAUUUUUUCAAGACAGUUCCCGCGGGAAGGUAGGUAGUAAAAGAGUUUGAAUAUCUUCAAAACAUGAGCAAUUCAGACUCGCCACCACAAUGUUCUUCAACAAAACCAUCUUCACCGAAUGCCGCUUGCCUCUAGCCCCAGUCAUCGACGGCGAGCUUCUUCCAGACGACAUUCAAACACUCCGCAACACCCAAACCCAUGUUCCCUCGAUUGUUGGAGGCGGUGAGCAUGAGGCUCUUCUCUUCGCCGCUAUCGGUUUGCUCCGCGGAACCGAGAAGGAAUUACGCAGUGCGGAAGCAGUUAUUGCGCAGAAAACGGGGCUCGCGAUAUCCGCGGUAACGGAUCUCAUUGAAAAAGUUUAUGGUGAUCGAGGAGAAUCAAAAUCCCAGCGUCAAAAGAUCUACAUUAAUCUGGUCUCAGAUAUCUUUGUGAAUUUCGCCAAUCAUCGGUUCAUCGAAGAUCAAAAUUCCCGGAAAAUCCCGUGCUAUGCCUAUAGUUUUGAUCAUCAAAGUAAACAACAAUGGGGUUGGCUUCAACACGUCGUUCCGUUCACCGGUGGAACUCAUACUUCCGAUGUUACCUAUUUAUUCGACUGUAAUUAUAUGUCUUCACCUUUGGGAAUGACGAAAAUUGAUAAAGAAGUGAGCCGAAUGACUGGAGAGUAUUUCACCAAUUUUGUUAAGUUUGGGUAAGUUUUUGAAGGGUUUCUUAAAGUAUGUUAGCUUUUAAGCUACACUCCAGGAGGUUUAAGGUAUCUAAGGUUCUCUAUGAGUUAGGCUAAGUCUACACUUAAUUUUAAAAGGUUCAAAAGUUUCUUAAAACUCAUAGAAACUUAAAAUACAGAAAAUUAAGAAAAAUUUUUGUUAUGCCUAACAAGCUUAACUUAAGCUAGAUUAUUUAUAAUUAAUUUAGAAACCUUAAGAGCCCAAUUUAAAAGCCUAUUAAAUUUACUAGACUUUUCUUAUCUUAAAUAUUAAGUUAGGGUAUUCAAGAUCCCUAAUUUUCGAAAUCACAAGCCUCUACCUAAAAGCCUAUACCUCCAAUUUCCAGAUCACCAAACGCCCAUCACCCCACAAGUUCCCCCACCUGGGAGCCCACCGCAACUCCCUACAAAGCCUUAAGCCUAAAAUCCGAGCCCGAAAUGAGAAGCACCGGCUACUCGGGUCGAAUGUCGAUGCUCGCCGAAUUUAUCGAAAAAAUGUACGAGGCUCCGCUGACCGCCAAAAUCAUGCCACCAUUUGAAAAUGGGCCGUUUUCCGAGGUGGAAAUUGAAGUUCAGGCCUGA
Messenger RNA from Caenorhabditis angaria, 2572 nucleotides. The record is from the annotation of a GenBank genome assembly. NCBI's taxonomy places the organism in Eukaryota, Metazoa, Nematoda, Chromadorea, Rhabditida, Rhabditidae.